This is a messenger RNA of Physella acuta, 1210 nucleotides long. RefSeq names its product junctophilin-2-like. The record is from RefSeq and is a predicted model, not a curated record. Gene Ontology annotation, cellular component: junctional membrane complex; plasma membrane; endoplasmic reticulum membrane. NCBI's taxonomy places the organism in Eukaryota, Metazoa, Mollusca, Gastropoda, Physidae.
AACUGUACCUCACCAAACUACGUGAGCUGUUAUUUUUUUUUGUAUACACGCGCUCGCACGCGCAUUUAUUGAGUCGCUCACUCAACCGCCUUCCCUCCCCCUCCCCCUGCUCGAAGGUAGGUCUGUAGCUCACCUAAGGUCGCGCGCGAGUGUGUUCCUUGCUGGAUAUGCCCGUGUUUCUCUCAAGUAUUCGCCACUCUUCUCCUCGCUAGCUUAUAUUGUCUAAACAACAGCAGCAUCGCCAUUGUGGACACUGGAUCCACCAGCGACAAGACCGCGGUGGCAGUGGAACAAGAUCCAGCAAAUUUUGUAGAAGCAACCUAUUUUCGACUCUCGCUCAGCUCACAACUUUGGUCUGAACUAACCAAAGCGGCAAUGGAUUAAUUCUUUGUGCCAGGAGUUUUCACGGAUACACUGCCAAAUUCAGUUUAUGAGCUUGCUAGUUUCAUAAGCAAGAAAAAAAAUUCUCUUUAUUUUGGAUUACCGUUUUUUUAAACAAACAAAGUUGAUACGUCGAUAUUUUCUGAGUGUUUCAAGAAUUGAAAAAGUGUAUUAAAAUAUAUAUUCUUCAAUAAAUUCGGCAAAUAAAGAAAAGAUAACUCGCAAAUUGUUGUGAGUUCCCUCCCUUGCCGUCGUCUGACGUCAUCGCGAUUUGUUUACAUGACGCCAUGCUUCUAGUCACUACCGUGGACCAAUGACAACAGGAGGAGGGAGAUUCGAUUUCGACGAUGGGGGCACUUACUGCGGAGGCUGGGAGGACGGGAAGGCCCACGGCAAUGGCGUCUGCACGGGACCCAAAGGCCAGGGGGAGUACGCCGGGGCGUGGCAGUACGGGUUCGAGGUGUCGGGGGUGUACACCUGGCCCAGCGGUAACGCGUACAAGGGCCAGUGGUUUCAGGGCAAGCGACACGGGCUAGGGGUGGAGAACAAGGGCCGCUGGGUGUACCGCGGGGAGUGGACCCAGGGCUUCAAGGGCCGGUAUGGGGUCCGGGCCAGCACCACGUCCGGUGCCAGGUACGAGGGCACGUGGACCACGGGCCUGCAAGACGGAUACGGCUGCGAGAGUUACGCGGAUGGAGGUGAGUCUGGAGUUGCUGUGUCUGGUCUGUCUGUCUCUGGUGUGUCUGUCUUUGAUGUGUCUGUCUUUGCUGUGUCUGCCUCUGCUUUUGCCUCUCUGUAUUGUCAGCUAUGUCUGUCUCUCUCCUCGUAA